Messenger RNA from Parnassius apollo (apollo), 690 nucleotides. The record is from the annotation of a GenBank genome assembly. Lineage: Eukaryota; Metazoa; Arthropoda; Insecta; Lepidoptera; Papilionidae.
AUGAGAGGACGGGUAACGGGCUUACGGACUACCGAAAACAAAAUGCCGAUCGACCUGUACUACGUCCCCGGCUCGGCCCCGUGCCGUGCGGUGCUUCUCACAGCGCGUGCUCUCAACCUGAACCUCAAUCUGAAGCUGGUCGACCUGCACCACGGCGAGCACCUCAAGCCAGAAUACAUCAAGAUUAACCCUCAACACACGGUACCCACGCUGGUGGACGAUGGUCUGGCGCUGAGCGAGUCACGCGCUAUCAUCACAUACUUGGUGAAUAAGUACGGGAAAUCCAGCGGCCUCUAUCCAGAGGAGCCUCGCGCUCGUGCCCUCGUCGAUCAGCGCCUGUACUUCGACAUCGGCACGCUCUACCAGCGCUUUAGCGAGUACUUCUACCCACAAGUGUUUGCCGGAGCGCCAGCUGAUAAGGACAAGCUCGCGAAGGUGGAGGAUGCUCUCAAAAUUCUGGACACAUUCCUCGAGGGGCAGAAGUACGUGGCUGGACCCGGCCUCACCGUUGCCGACCUCAGUUUGAUCGCCAGCGUGUCCAGCUUCGAAGCCUCUGAUAUUGACUUCAAGAAGUUCCCCAAUGUUAAGAGAUGGUACGAAACCGUAAAGACCACAGCACCAGGCUACCAGGAGGCUAACGAGAAGGGUCUGGAAGCCUUCAAAGCCCUCGUCAACAGCAUGAAGAAGUAA